CAAAAGAGAUUAUUCCUAACAUCAAAAUGAUUGGUGCACUUACUUGCUAUAUCCCUAGGUCUCACAAUUAUAGACGUAGAAGCGAAGCAAUUAUCUCUUUUGUAAAUGAAGAGGCACUAGAAACGGCAAUUGGUAAAAAAUGGAAGGCAGGUGAAUUCAAUAUUAAAGCCACAAGCCUGGUAGCAAAAACAUACUACAGAUGCCACUUCAAGGAACAUAUCGCUAAAGAUUGUCCACGGUCAAUAAACGAAAAAAGGAUAGAAGUAACAAAAAAUGAAAAUUUUUUAAAAUUCAAAAAUAUUUACAAAAAGUACAAUCCAAAAUUAUAUACAAAUUUAAAUAAAAAAUUUGGUGAAAAAUCAUUUGCUGAU
Messenger RNA from Diversispora eburnea, 371 nucleotides. NCBI's taxonomy places the organism in Eukaryota, Fungi, Glomeromycota, Glomeromycetes, Diversisporales, Diversisporaceae. The record is from the annotation of a GenBank genome assembly.